Dioszegia hungarica is the source of this 2082-nucleotide messenger RNA. RefSeq names its product putative DEAD/DEAH box helicase. Gene Ontology annotation, molecular function: ATP binding; ATP-dependent chromatin remodeler activity. Bases 1 to 2082 code for a protein of 693 amino acids. The transcript has 13 exons. Lineage: Eukaryota; Fungi; Basidiomycota; Tremellomycetes; Tremellales; Bulleribasidiaceae. The record is from RefSeq and is a predicted model, not a curated record. Gene Ontology annotation, cellular component: cytoplasm.
AUGGAGCAUCGUCACCUCCACCCAGCUUCCGGGCCUUCCAGAGCUACGGAUUAUGUCGACCUCACCGAAUCGCCGCCGCCUACCCGACCCUUGUCAUCCUCCACGGCAAACAACCGUACCGUCCCCUCGGUGUCUUCCUAUGCCGCCUACAUCAAGCCAGCCAAGGCGUUCCCGACUCCCGUGUCGACAACUUUUCAGCACCCUACAUACGAUGCUUCAUGGCCAAAAUGGGUGCAGCCUGCCCCGCCAAAGCCCAUCAAGCCCGCCGAGGACAGGGAGGCAUUCGAUCUUGACGCGAUCAAAAUCUCUGCUGAAGACUGGACAAAGCAUCAGGGAGACUCUGAGGCACAUAUGCGCGAGCUCUUGUCUGCUGCUAUAGGAGAGGCCGAUGAGGAGAUCAAGGAAGGAGAGGAUGUGGUGGAGGGAUUUGCAGACGCGGUCCGCUUGAUGCCGCAUCAGAUCCGAGGCGUAAAGUGGAUGCGGGGCAGGGAGUCAGGGCGCAAGUUUGGCGGUAUAUUGGCCGAUGACAUGGGACUUGGAAAGACCGUACAAAUGCUAGCUAGAAUCGUCGAGGGCCAGCCAACGGCUGCGGACAAGAAGGCUGGAUUCAAAGGCACCUUAAUCGUCGCCCCGCUGGCUGUGAUGGAGCAAUGGGCCACUGAAGUUCGAACCAAGACUCGACCAGGACAGCUCAAAGUAACGACGCACCACGGCCCGACUCGUACCAAGACCGGGCGCAAGCUUGAGGGAUACGACGUGGUCAUUACGACUUACCAGACGCUCGCAUCUGAGCACGCGCAGGACGCCGUGGAGUCAGACUCUGAUAAUCCAAAGCGAGGCGGCGUUCUAUUUUCCCAGAAAUGGCAUCGAGUGGUACUAGGUGAGUGGUGCCGGUUGUUCUGCUCUUUGCGACAAGCCGGAAGUGAAAGACCCACUUCUGGCACGCCCAUCCAAAACAAUGUCGAAGAGCUGUAUUCCCUGUUCCGCUUCCUCCGCGCCAAACCUCUUGACGAUUGGAACAAUUUCCGUGACCGUAUCGCCAAGCUUGUCAAGCAGGGACAAACCAAGGUUGCCAUGAAACGGUUGCAGGUGGUUCUCAAGGCGAUCAUGCUCCGGCGAGCAAAGGACGCCACGCUGGAUGGGAAGCCCAUUCUUGUCCUACCUGGCCGCACGGUGGAGGUCGUCCCCUGCGUCUUCGACACCGAUGAGCGGGCAUUCUACGACGCUCUCGAGCAAAAGACUGCCUUGACCUUCAACAAAUUCAUGUCGAGUGGUACCGUCAUGUCCAACUACACGAGCGUUUUGACGUUGUUGCUCCGUUUACGUCAAGCGUGUGAUCAUCCUCUACUCGUCACUGCGUCAUUCGCUCAGGCAGCCGGGGACGAAACCAAUCCGCAAGUUAUCGAAGACGACACAGACGGCCUCGCCAAUCUUCUUGGCGGUCUCGGCGUAAGCGGGCAGGCCAAACCCGCUGUGCCGAAAUGCGAUCUGUGUCAAGCCGACUGCACGACUGGUACUCGCUGCGAGGACUGCAAGGAUCUGGCCGCCAAGCCAGUUCACCCGGUCAGCGCCAAGAUCCGGAUGCUGCUCAAAUUGUUGAAAGCUGUCAAGCCCGGGGAGAAAACAAUCGUCUUUUCCCAAUUCACGUCCUUCCUCAACCUUAUUGAGCCAAUGUUGAAGGAUCACGGCAUUCGAUACGUCAGAUACGAUGGAAGCAUGCGUAACGACAAGCGGCAAGAAGCGUUGGAGAAGAUCAAGACCGAUGAUAAUGUUGCUGUGAUCCUUAUCAGCUUCAAAGCUGGAUCUACGGGCCUGAACUUGACCGUCUGUAACGUGGUCAUCCUUCUGGAUCUGUGGUGGAAUCCGGCGCUGGAAGAUCAAGCAUUCGACCGUGCACACCGGCUAGGACAAACGAAGGAUGUCAGGAUCUACAAGCUCACGGUCGAGGAGACUGUGGAAGAUCGCAUCUUGAAAUUACAGGAUAGCAAACGCGAGCUAGCAAAGGCUGCCUUGUCGGGUGACGCGGUUCGAAACCUAAAACUGAGUCUUAAUGAUAUCAUGAGUGAGUCUGCGUUGGUGUAG